AUUCUGGACAACCAGGAAGUCCAAGCCACAGUGAUCCUGCCAAGAAUCCACCAGUGUACCUUGAGGACAGUUUUGUAAAAUCUGGAGUUUUCAACGUGUCAGAGCUUGUGAGGGUGUCCAGAACACCAAUAACCCAGGGAACUGGAGUGAACUUCCCAAUUGGAGAGCUUCCAAGCCAGCCAUAUUACCAUGAUAUGAAUUCCGGUGUAAAUCUACAGAGGUCCUUGUCAUCUCCACCAAGCAGCAAAAGACCCAAAACUAUCUCCAUAGAUGAAAAUAUGGAGCCAAGCCCAACAGGAGACUUUUAUCCUUCUCCAAAUUCACCAGCUGCAGAGAGUCGGACAUGGCAUGAAAGAGAUCAAG
Mesitornis unicolor (brown roatelo) is the source of this 363-nucleotide messenger RNA. RefSeq names its product nuclear factor 1 B-type-like. The annotation marks the transcript as partial. The transcript has 4 exons. Gene Ontology annotation, cellular component: nucleus. The record is from RefSeq and is a predicted model, not a curated record. Gene Ontology annotation, biological process: regulation of transcription by RNA polymerase II. Gene Ontology annotation, molecular function: DNA-binding transcription factor activity, RNA polymerase II-specific; RNA polymerase II cis-regulatory region sequence-specific DNA binding. NCBI's taxonomy places the organism in Eukaryota, Metazoa, Chordata, Aves, Mesitornithiformes, Mesitornithidae.